Messenger RNA from Ustilago hordei, 1539 nucleotides. RefSeq lists its product as uncharacterized. The record is from RefSeq and is a predicted model, not a curated record. The transcript has a single exon. Lineage: Eukaryota; Fungi; Basidiomycota; Ustilaginomycetes; Ustilaginales; Ustilaginaceae. The coding region runs from base 1 to 1539 and encodes 512 amino acids. Gene Ontology annotation, cellular component: nucleus.
AUGCCAACCUACGCCGACCUCUACAACGAGAAGCUGCGUGCUUCUGGCCAGUCAGGACCAUCGAAUCCAGUCCGCCUCACUAUCUCGAAAGGCGACUAUGUCUUUGAUGCAGAGACUGGCCGCUUCCAAUACGAGGAGCGAUGGGAGGAGGAACACUUGAUGGAAGAUGAGAAUUACCUCGAUGCUCCGUCUCCCAAAGGUAACUCCGGCAGCCGCGAACCCUCGCCUCCUCCGAUGGCAGCUCUACAGCCCACACUACUCUUCGGACAAGCCGACAACUUGACUCAUCGGCCUUCACUAUGGGUGUUGGAUACCAACACACUCGUCUCGUGCCUCGACCUGCUCAAAGCCCUCUUUGCUGCGCUUCUGACGCGCAAUGUAGCAUACGCAGCUGCAGUCAAGAGGCCGACUCAGCAUUCGGCUGAACCGACACUUCCAUCGCCGAUCAAACUCGUCAUUCCAUACGUUGUCGUAUGGGAGCUUGAUGGGCUCAAGAUCACGAGCCGCAAGAACGACUCAGGUAGACCUGUCGCUUCUCAAGCGAGGGAAGCGAAUCAUUGGCUCUUCUCAGCUCUACAAAAGCAGAAACGGGUUCCUAUCGACCAAGCUGGCGCACAUCUUGCCGACACUCUUUGGCCUCUCUACGCCCAGCCAUCGGCUCACUACAACGGAUCGAAGCGCAAGAACGGUGCAAAUUCUCGGUUCACUUUCCAAGAUUCGCUCUCCUGCGACGACGAGAUCAUUAAGUUCUGCGUCGACCUGAAGCACAAAACACCCUCAAGCGUCUGUUUCUGCUCGGAUGACAUCAACGCACGCACCAAGGCAGAGAUGGAUAACAUCGACUCGUUGGGUAUGCGAGAGCUAGCUCGCGCUCUGAAGACGAAUGUCGGGGCUGCGCAGAGUACGGAAAGCAAGUGGAUGCUGGUUGCUGAUGCGCUGAUCGAGCAGUGGGACUAUCAGAACGGCACUGUCCAACAGCAUGAUCAGCAGCAGCAGCAGCAGCAACAGCAAAAUCUGCAACAGCGAUUCGACCCGCACUUGGCGCAGCAGCCUACGUGGCCGCUUGCUCUCGCUCCACACGCAAGUCAGUCGCUUGGAGCGACCACAUGUACCCAUCCCAUCGCUCCGCCUCCAGCCCUCAUCCCAGCUGCUCACAUUGCAACCAAUAGCGAGAUCCUCGAUAUGGACAUGGACACGGAGGAGAACCAGCCUCCUUCUCGUGCUGUACAGUCAACUCCAACUCCGAUAACCCUGACACCUGCCCGCUCUGCUCCUUCUCUCAAGCGCUUGUCCUCUGAAGGCCGCAGCACCAACGAUAGCAUACAUAGCCCGCAGAAAGUGCAGCGAUCCAGCAAGACCAAGCCACGGCGCUCCUCAGUCUACAAUUCUGUCUCUUCUGCAACCCCAUUUGCAUCCACAGCUGCCACAGCAGAACAAGAACAUACCAACGGCGAAGCACUCAAUCCUCAGCUCGACUGGGAGGAUUUGAUGCAGCAGUUUGGCCGGCCGAACAAAAAGUCUCGCAAUACCAGAUGGUAG